Molecule: messenger RNA, 1618 nt
Organism: Aegilops tauschii subsp. strangulata
Lineage: Eukaryota; Viridiplantae; Streptophyta; Magnoliopsida; Poales; Poaceae
Source: RefSeq, a predicted model, not a curated record
AUGGGCCCGGAGUCCUCGCACGGGGGCUGGGGGCCCAGCUACGAGUUCGCGUUCGACGCAGAGAGCUUCUCCGACAGGGUGCUGCGGUUGGAGAUCGUCGCCGCCGCCGCCGCCAGCGAAGACGUCGCCGGAGGAUCCCUCCCUGACGGCGAGGAUCCCCGCAUGGAGGAAGGUGAUGAAGGACGCAGUCUGAACUCUUCCUCUGCCAUGGUAGGCACACCAGUUUUACGAGUAAAGACCAUCUUCAUCAAUUCAGCGAUUAUUGCUGCAAGAAGUCCUUUCUUUCUCAAGCUUUUCUCAAAUGGCAUGAAAGAAUUUGUUCAGACACACACAACAGUUAGGGUUGUUGAUUCAGAUGAACACGCCUUUAUGGAGCUUUUAGGGUUUAUAUACAGUGGAAAGUUGACAAGUACUGAGCCCACUCUUCUGCUCGACAUCUUGAUGGCUGCUGACAAAUUUGAAGUCGUUUCUUGCAUGAGGCAUUGCUGUCACUUGCUCACAAGUUUGCCUUUGACCACAAAAUCUGCACUUCUCUACCUAGACCAUCCGUGCUCCACUUUGAUGGCAGCUGAAGUUCAGCGUUUGAUAGUAGCAGCCAAGGAAUUCCUUUGCCACAAAUACAAGGAUUUUACUAAGUUCCAGCAUGAACUGAUGAACUUCCCUCUGGUUGGGAUUGAAGCCAUCUUUUCAAGUACCAACCUACAAGUACUAAUUGAAGAUGAGAUAUAUACCUUUAUGCUAAAGUGGGCUCGUGCGCGAUACCCUGAGUUGGACGAAAGACGCACUAUCUUGAGUUCUCGUUUACUUCCAUUGGUUCGCUUCAGUCAUAUGAGUUUUGCUGUACUGCGGGAGGUUCUAACAUGCACCGAUGAUGAUAUAGACCAUGAUCAAGUAAAUAAGUGCAUCGCUGAGAUACUUCUACACAAAGCUUACCCAGCACACGCGCAUGGUGAUCUUUCUGUAGACACGGCAACCUGCAGGCAAUUUGAAGAGCGAACUUACAUGUACAAACCUUUGAGGUUAGUUGCAUUUGAUGGACCGCAUCCACAGGUUAUAACUUACUGGGAUCUAAAGCGUGAGGAGUGCUCCCAAUUUUUCUCUUCUGAACGGAACCAUCGUCCAGAGAUUAUCUCGCAUCUGCUGCAUCAUGCAGGGCUCGACUUGUUUCUCGUAGCACAAUGUUACAGGAACCACGUGAGUGAGCUGUGCACCUUUGGCCUAUCAUUAUACAUCCGCCAGAGCUCAAGGCGGGCACGUGUGACAUUAGAGUAUGAGUUUGCUGCAAAGACAAAGGCGUUGCGGAAAUUUGUGAGCAGAUUUCAGGUCAAGGCUAGGGGUUCCAAGCUCGGAUGCGGUGAUUUCUUUGGUACUCCAUGGUCGACUUUCAUUGCUAACGACAACCUCUUCAUCGACGGCGUGCUGCAUCUCAGAGCUGAUUGGACUGUGCUGGAGCAGUCGGAGUUAUGAACUUGAUAUCUCACACUACAAAAUUAUAGGCCCGACACUGACCCGGAUCACGGCCUAAUAUGUCAAAUUAGUUGUUGCUUCUUCAUGACCCUGUUCUGGUUAUUGCAAGAUAUAUUGCUCCUUCGUCCGUGAGAGCUGUAGCUGGGAGCUU